Ixodes scapularis (black-legged tick) is the source of this 1068-nucleotide messenger RNA. RefSeq lists its product as uncharacterized. Gene Ontology annotation, molecular function: nucleic acid binding. The coding region runs from base 1 to 1068 and encodes 355 amino acids. NCBI's taxonomy places the organism in Eukaryota, Metazoa, Arthropoda, Arachnida, Ixodida, Ixodidae. The transcript is spliced from 9 exons. The record is from RefSeq and is a predicted model, not a curated record.
AUGGCCAUCUCGAUGAAGAAUCGAUUUCGCAACAUCUUCGUGCCCUUGGCGCUCAUUUUUGCAGUUGCAGUGAUAAAGCAAGUGUUUGCCGGCAGUUGUACCAUAAGCCAACACAAAUUCAAAAAUGGCACUAUACUAGUAAAUACCGAAUGCAAAGUAAGCUGCUACGAAACAACCUUUUUUGCGGGUUCAAAUGCAAUGUGCAUUUUGAAGCAUAAAGGUUAUGGGUAUCUGUUUACUAUCGUAACUGGAAUGUGUAGUAAUGGGGUGUGCGAAGAAACGGACGAUGGAGAAAUAUACAAACGAGAACUUGAAGAGCCUUUGUGGGACGUCUACAACCCUCAAGACAAAAUACCAUGGAAAUUAAAUUGCCGCUUCAUUAAUCUCCAGGAUAAGGAUGAGAAUGUAUUUCUUUCCGCCACAUGUUCCGUAAAUUGUGAUGGAGUGGUCAAGAACCGUACCGACGGAACGCCAUGUGUAUUCUCACAAGUCGACUCGGGGGAUGAUAAUGCGAACAUCACAGUUGGAAAAUGUGACAAUGGCCGUUGUGUGUCCGACGGAGGGAAUUACCAAAUAGAAGUUAAGAAAGAUCUGGUCCAAUCGCGCUACGAAAAAAAGCUGCCUCGGAAAAAAGAUAUUCACCCAACUGUCGCCCGCACAGCUGUCGCAGUGGCUCUCGAAAAUGAAUACGUUGAACAUCUUGAGGUCUACACAGACGGCUCAGUUGACAAGAAGAGAGGAACUGCAACCGCGGCAUACACGAUCCCCGCAAUAUCAACUGAAAGUGCGGUUCUCUUAAACAUCGAGACGUCCUCUACAACAGCGGAGAUGGUUGUGAUUCUUCUGGCACUUACGGCACUGCAGGAACGUCCUGAAAUCGCGGAAUUCUUGGAAAUGAACGUGCAGAUACCCUGGCAACAAGGGCACACAGCAUCUGGACUACCAGGCACAAUCUGCGACGCCUUCACGAGGCGCGCCUUCUCAUCGCACGCGACCUCAGGAAAAGACACCCCGAUCCCGGAACAGCCAAUGGAGAAGGUCCUGUACCAGUCCCAACCUCUAAACUGA